Galleria mellonella (greater wax moth) is the source of this 2367-nucleotide messenger RNA. RefSeq lists its product as uncharacterized. Lineage: Eukaryota; Metazoa; Arthropoda; Insecta; Lepidoptera; Pyralidae. Gene Ontology annotation, cellular component: plasma membrane. The record is from RefSeq and is a predicted model, not a curated record. The transcript has 6 exons. The annotation marks the transcript as partial. Gene Ontology annotation, molecular function: protein binding.
AUGAAAGCAGCAUUGAAUAACGAUAUCAAGAAAGAUAAAAUAGUAAAUGAAAUAAUGCAAAAAGUGCUUAAUUUUACAUUAAAAUCAUUACCUGCAAGUACUUACAGAGAAAAAAUUAAUAUUUUGAAGAAAAUUGAAAGUAAAUUGCAAAAAACUGUGGAUUCAUUUGGCCCGCGUGGUGAUAAGUACAAACAACUUAUUAUGCAAGGAAUAAAAGCAAUCUCUUUAAAUGAUGCCAACAAGGUUAAUAACAAUAAUACAUCUAACUGGAAUAUGAUUCGUAAAAACAAUCUCAGAUUCAAUAAUUUAACAUUUCACAAUUAUAACAAUAAAACUGAUAAUAAAGAAAAAACUGUAAAAGAUAUUGCUCAUAGAAUUGAAAUACUGGCUAAAGAAUCGUUAGAAGAUGCUAAGACACUUGACGAAAAAAGGAGAAUUAUUGAAAAGAUAAGAAAGAAGAUUACAAAUUUAGCUAAGAAAAAACACAUCAUGAUUCAUAAUAAACAUAAUGAUAUUAAAGCCUUUAGUGACCUGAUUACACAAGGAGUAGAGUUAAUGAUGCACAGUAUUUUGGUAAAUAGUAGUAGACGAAUACCUGUUGAUUUCGUUAAUAUGUACAAUGUAGAUGAUAAAAACCCUAUAAGUUAUGAAGCGAUUGCAAAUGUAAACCAAAGAAUUGAUAUCAGUACAAACGUCCCAAUAGAUAUCAAUAGCAAUGAAUUAUCGACUAGUAUAUAUAUGAAUUUAAGUCAUGAUUUGCCUUGUGAAAUAGCUAUAGAUAGAGCAUGUUCUAAAAUUAAAUCUAUUAACCAAAUGAAAUGUGCCAUGGAAGAUAGCUAUGUAACUGUAGAUAAACUAUGUAAUGGAGUUUAUGACUGUGGUGACAGAUCUGACGAAUAUUACUGUGUAGCAAAAGCUGCCAGAAAAGUACAAAAUGCUACUAAUAUAGUAUUAGAAAUUGAAUCUAAACUAUUACGAAGAUGUAUAAACACCAAAGUUAAUAGUUCUAUUUUACAAAAGCAAAACAAAAUUUUGAGUAAUGUGUUACAAAGUCAAUUAAGUUUUAUACAAAAAUACACAAAUACAAAAACACUAGAAGAAAUAAAAGGAAAUAAUGUAAUUAAAAAGACAAUAAAUGAAGUAGCCAUUGUUUUAAGUUCCGUUUCCUUAGCUCUUGAAGGAUCUAUAUGUCCGCGUUACUAUAGUCGUCGUAAUGCAGAAGAUAUGGCACAAAAUUCUACCAAUUUACUAAGUGAAGAUUUAGAUAAAUCCGAUCUUGAAAUACCUUUGAAAUAUUGUAGUUGCGACAAUGGUUUUUGUGCUAUUAAUAACUGUACUGCUAUGUGUCGACGUGUAUGUUGGGAAAAGUAUAUACUAGGACGAUUUGGAUGUCAAGCAGUCGGGGAAAACUCAAGUAUACCACUAGACUUUCUCUGCGAUGGCAAACUUGAUUGUUAUGAUGAAACUGAUGAAAUUGGAUGUAUAUUUGGAGUUACUUACGCAAAAUUUGAAGCAGUCGAAAUGUACAAUAUGAUACUUAAAAUUAUAACAUCCAAAGCGUCAUCUGAUAAAUACGCUUCAGUUCGAAAUCGAUUGUUAUCAUUACAUAGCUCUAUUAAAAAACUACAAAACCUCACAGUGAAAGCCAAACCCGAUACCGUGUCGAUUAAAGCUGCCCGAGAUUCUAGUUUUGAAAUGUUAACGUCAAUUUAUAAUGAUAUUGUGAAUAAAAAUGCAGUAAAUUUGCGUGAGAUGGAUGAAGCUCACGUAUUUUUAAUGUCUUUGAAUGAAAAAUUAGUGAUUGCAUUAAAACGGUCGAAUACGGGCAACGAACGUAUUUUAACAACAAACGGAUGCUUUUGUAAAAAUGGUCGGUGUGUUCUGGUUGAAUGUUCUAAAAAAUGUUCACGAGCCUGUUCUGCUGAACCAAAGCUAACAAGAUACUAUUGUAAAGGUGAAUUGAAAAAUAAUUUUAUACCAAUUGAAAGUAUUUGUGAUGGGAAAAAUCAAUGUCCAAAUGGAGAUGAUGAAACAAAUUGCAAAAAAGAUAUAUGUCGAAAACAUCACUUGAUGGUUUUGCGAAACAGCCUCUCAGACGUAGAUAUAAAGUAUAAAGGAACUGCUUUGGGUGAAAUUCUUAAUUCCUGGAAAUUGAAGGUUACCGCCACUCUGAAUAUAGCCGAGAACAAUGGGCGUCCAACGAUCACAAUUUUAAAAGAUGUCGUUAGUGAUAUCCUUAGAGAUCUGGUGGAGUCUUAUACUUCGGUAGAUGAAGUCAGGAGAUCUAACGGAAAUGAGAAAUUCAAUAAUUUUGUCUAUAAGGAUUUCUUUAAAUUAUCUCAACAAAUUAUAAAUAUAUUAAAACAA